Messenger RNA from Nicrophorus vespilloides, 1661 nucleotides. Its product is annotated as retinol dehydrogenase 11-like. The transcript is spliced from 4 exons. NCBI's taxonomy places the organism in Eukaryota, Metazoa, Arthropoda, Insecta, Coleoptera, Silphidae. The record is from RefSeq and is a predicted model, not a curated record. The coding region runs from base 3 to 986 and encodes 327 amino acids.
ACAUGUUUGUCUAUGAGUUGAUUCUCAUAAUAAUUCUAGUGAAGAUAUGCUUCAAACUGACGAACGGUAUCUGUAAGAGCAAUGCAAGUCUCGUCGGUAAAACUGCAUUAGUCACCGGCGGAAAUUCAGGCAUUGGAUAUCAUACUGCGCUGGGUUUAGCAUCGAGAGGAUGCAGAGUUAUAAUAGCUAGCAGAAGUUGCAGCGUGGAUGUUAAGAAUAAUAUAAUUCAACAUACGAACAAUCCGAAUGUGGUGAUUAAAAACUUCGAUUUGGGUUCACUAGCGUCGAUCCGGCGUUUUGCUCAACAACUGAACGAGGAAGAAGAAAAAAUCGACAUCUUGAUUAACAAUUCGGGCUCUGGCGGUUUCGGCAAUAAAUUCACCGAGGAUGGCCUUCAUCUAGGCAUGCAGGUCAACCACUUUGGACCAUUCCUAUUGACGCAUCUACUCAUAGGUUUGCUGAAAAAGUCCGGGUCCGCGAGUAUCAUCUUUGUUAGUUCCUACUUGAGUUUCUUCAACAACCUGAGCCUGGAGAAUCUAAACAACCCGUAUUGUUCCGAAGAUGAAAGUCUGAUCAGCGGUACGUGCGACGCAAUGACAUACUGCAACAGCAAAGUGUGCAACAUCAUCAUGGCCAAUGAAUUUGCUGAAAGACUCUCCAAAUUUGGAAUAGACGUGAACUCACUGAAUCCCGGCAACGUCCGCACCCCAAUCUUUUUGAUAUUUUUACAGCAGCAUUGUUUACAGUACUUGAUCAAGCCAUUCUACGAUACCUUCGGAUUCUUUCUUAAAACGCCGUUCGAAGGGGCCCAAACCACCUUGCAUCUCGCCAUCUCCAACAAGCUUAAAGGCACCACUGGCAAACACUACUGGGAUUGCGUACAGUUCCCGAUCAUACCGAGUAUUAUCAAAGAUAAGCAGAUUUGUUCUAAAAUUUGGACAAAGAGUCAGGAAUUAGUAAGACUCGCGAGGAAAGAAGAAAUCUAGAUUUAAGAAAAAAUAAUUAUUUAAUUAAAUCUGCAAUGCGCUGUUUCCUGUUUGUGACUAAAUCCAAAUUGAUACUCAAGUAUUAAUUCAUUAUGGCAUAUGAUCUUUUGAAUACUAUGGAACGCGUAGGUAGCUAGCUUAAGGGCCUGCCUGAGCAGACACAUUCUGGUUUUAUUUCGGGUUAUAAGCAUCAUAGAGUAUUUGAAAAUUUUGGAGAUCUUAAGGAAAUAGUUUAUCUGUAAAAUACUACUGUAAAAUGUAUGUUAAAUGGUUAAUACUUUUUUGUGGUAGCUUUUUGUCAUUUUCAGAACGUAUAAAACGAAGCUUCUUAUCUACAAAUUUAUUUGUUGCAAUUGUUUACGAAAAUUCCUUUUUCGGAAAUUCUCUGCUUAAUUGAGGACGACAUUUGGGCUUACUAUAUUUUUUAAGCUUCCUACUCAACCCCAAAAGGUGUCAGCUUAUGUCCCCCUCAGUUAAUGGACUGCCCUAAUUUGCACAAGUUAUUAAUAGGAUUUUAGCAUUUACCAAGAUCUUUUUCAAUAAAAAUAAGACUCUAAAUAUGAAUUGGCACUUAUACUAGUUUAUUCAUUGGGCAUUUUAUGAACAUUCAACGUAAUAAGUCAAAAAUUGUAAAAAAACGAAACAGCAUAUAAGAAAAACUAAAAUUACAAAAAU